This is a messenger RNA of Entrophospora sp. SA101, 462 nucleotides long. Lineage: Eukaryota; Fungi; Glomeromycota; Glomeromycetes; Entrophosporales; Entrophosporaceae. The record is from the annotation of a GenBank genome assembly.
AUGAAAUUGAACAUGUUUUAUCCAGAAUUGGAUCAAACAAAUUUGCAGCUGUACACAUUAUGCAAAUUUGAUAACAAAAGGUAUUAUGACACACCUGCCCAUAUAAAGUCAUUAGACAAUGCAACAGAAUCAGAAAACUUCUCACAGAUCUGGAACAUUAUUAAGAAAUAUAUUGAUGAGUAUGGUAUUAAAGGUGGUGGACAGAAUAUGAAUAAAAAUUGCCUUAAUUUGUUUACAAUUAAAGAUAUGGCAAAAAUUAGGUAUUAUUUGUAUUUGAAUAUUAAAAAUGAAUUGAAUUAUGAAUCUAAAGAAAAAUCUGAAAAAGAACCAAGAUCUCUAGUCCAAGGAAAUGAUAGUGAUGAUAAAGAAUUAGAAAUACCAAAUGAAGAAGUUUAUGUUUUAAUUGUUAAUGAGAUGGUUGAUUUAAAUAAUCAACAUUUAAUGAGGAUUAUGAUGAUUUAA